AUGACCAUCGAUUUUAAACAACAUAAUGGAUACGACCUUGACCAAGAUUCAUCAGCGUUGCUUACACAAAUUAGAACAGAAUUAGGAACAACCAAUCCAACAGCAAAUAUUUAUGAAGACUUGAACCAAAUCCUGGGAGCAAUCAGAUCGCUGAAGCAAGUUGCCUACGGACAACAACAACACGGGCAACAUGGACAACAUGGACAACAUC
Molecule: messenger RNA, 211 nt
Organism: Scutellospora calospora
Lineage: Eukaryota; Fungi; Glomeromycota; Glomeromycetes; Diversisporales; Gigasporaceae
Source: the annotation of a GenBank genome assembly